Messenger RNA from Malurus melanocephalus (red-backed fairy wren), 624 nucleotides. Its product is annotated as complement C3 alpha chain-like. The record is from RefSeq and is a predicted model, not a curated record. The transcript has 4 exons. NCBI's taxonomy places the organism in Eukaryota, Metazoa, Chordata, Aves, Passeriformes, Maluridae. The annotation marks the transcript as partial.
CUCAUGGUCACUCAUGUCCACUCUGGCCGCAGACGGGGUCCAGGAGGAGAAGGUCAAGGCCGCGGACAUCUCGGACAUCGUCCCCAACACUGACCCUCAGACCAAAGUCAGCGUCCAGGGCAACCCGAUGUCCGUGCUGGUGGACAAGGCCAUCGACGGGGCCAAACUGAAGCACCUGAUCGUGACUCCGGCYGGCUGCGGCGAGCAGAACAUGAUCGGACUGACCCCGACGGUCAUCGCCGUCCACUACCUGGACAGCACCGGACAGUGGGAGAGCUUCGGCCUGGACCGCCGGGCCAAGGCGCUGGACAUCAUCAAAAAAGGUUUCACCCAGCAGCUGGCCUUCCGCAAACCGGACAGUUCUUACGCCGCUUUCCUCAACCGUCCGUCCAGCACCUGGCUGACCGCCUACGUGGUCAAGGUGUUCGCCAUGGCCAGCAGACUGACCCACAUCGAGCACGCCGAGAUCUGCCGUCCGGCCAAGUGGCUGGUGCUCGGCCGGCAGAAACCGGACGGAGUGUUCCAGGAGGACGGACCGGUCAUCCACAAGGAGAUGGUGGUCAGUGGUCAGCGGGGGGGGGAGGGGUGGACGGAGGGUGGACAAAGGGGGUUGUUGGUCGUUUG